Molecule: messenger RNA, 4194 nt
Organism: Cynoglossus semilaevis (tongue sole)
Lineage: Eukaryota; Metazoa; Chordata; Actinopteri; Pleuronectiformes; Cynoglossidae
Product: protein phosphatase 1D
Exons: 6
Coding region: 554-2236 (560 amino acids)
Biological process (GO): protein dephosphorylation
Molecular function (GO): cation binding; protein serine/threonine phosphatase activity
Source: RefSeq, a predicted model, not a curated record
UAAUCAAUGCCAGAAAAUAUUGUCUUGUGGUCCUGUGAUUCACAGGCAACCAGGCCCAAUCAUGGAUGAACUGUUCCCAAGCUUUUUCAAUGAGAAAAAUAAAUUAAAACAGUACUUUGGUAAACUCCUGGCUGCUACUGAUAAAUACAAAUGUUUCUGGCAAAAUGUACAGACAUUUUAAACAAAAAGGUCCUCCAAUCUUAUGUAAAAAAAAACUAAACUUGAAUGACCUCAUCCACAGACUUAAUAUAUACUAUGUCACUUCUGCAAUUAGCGAACCACGUUGUCCUCCUUGUCCAAUACUUGUUACUGGUACAACUGAUUUACAUUUACGUUCACGUUACGAACAGAAGCAGCCAGUAGAGGACGACAGCCGCUUUGCUGUUGUAAUAUUCAAGUGGUAGAAAAGAAGAAGAAGCCAUUCGACGUCAUGACAUUUGAGCAUGCCUACUACACCCCAACAUAAACAAAGACCGAACACACAGCUUCUCUCUCACUUCAUAUUUAUUGCCGUCCGCGUCUACACAGUGUGAAGCAACAAAUUCCCGGAGGGAUGGAAAGCAUCUUUCAAAUGCGCGUGAGUGUGUUUACGGACCAGGGAGGUAGGAAAUACAUGGAAGACGUGACCGAGAUCAUAGUAGAACCGGAGCCGGGAGAAGAUGAGGUGAUGUCGGCGAAUCAGGAGGAGAGCAGCGUUGGAAACUACGAGGUCAACUCUUCGGCUGCAGACAAAAAUCCAAACAGGACUAAAGAAGACCCCAAAGCACAGACUGUAGAUGGCCCUUGUGAGCCUGAGCAAGCAGGAGAUAUAAGUUCAUCGGUGAAUUCGUGUUUACCGGGUGGUGGCAUCACACCGGGAGCGCCGCAGCAGAGUCCGCUCGGCCGUUCCCGCCGCUCGGUCGCAUUCUUCGCCGUGUUUGACGGUCACGGGGGCCGUGAGGCUGCGCAGUUUGCCCAAGAUUAUUUGUGGGAGUUUUUAAAGAAGCAGCGGGGCUUCUGGUCCGACUCUGACCGGGAGGUCUGCUCUGCUAUACGUAAGGGAUUUGUCGCGUGUCACCAUGCCAUGUGGAAGAAGCUCCCUGAAUGGCCAAAGACACUCACAGGUCUCCCAAGCACAUCAGGCACCACAGCCAGUGUAGUGGUUGUCAGAGGGAACCGAAUGUAUGUGGCCCAUGUUGGAGACUCUGCGGUGGUUCUGGGGAUACAGGAUGAUCCCACAGUUCCAUUCAUUAGAGCUGUGGAAGUGACCCAAGAUCACAAACCUGAAUUACCCAGAGAGAGGGAGCGUAUUGAAGGCCUGGGAGGAAGUGUGAUCAAGAAAUCUGGGGUCAAUCGGGUUGUGUGGAAGAGGCCGAGGCUGAGCCACAACGGCCCUGUUCGUCGUAGCACUGUCAUUGACCAGAUACCAUUUUUGGCCGUAGCCCGAGCACUGGGUGAUCUGUGGAGCUAUGAUUUCUACAGUGGCGAGUUUGUGGUUUCUCCUGAGCCAGACACAAGUGUUGUGACACUUGACCCCAAAAAGCACCGCUAUAUUAUCCUGGCCAGUGACGGUCUGUGGAACAUGGUGCCACCGCAGGAGGCCAUCUCUAUGUGCCAGAACAACACAGAGGUGAUAUUGAAUGCACCUUGUGGAGUGUCAAGUGCCAGACAGCUUGUCAGCUAUGCUCUCCAGAGAUGGCGCCAGAGGAUGCUGCGUGCUGACAACACCAGUGCCAUUGUUAUUGCGCUGGAGGAGUCGAACCUAUCACAGGACGUGCUGCACCAUGAGGAGGUGCUUCUUGAUCUUUCUAAGGGGUCCCAGUGUCUUCCCAGCUCCGUAUCUCGUGCUGACACCCCUCUACUUCAGCACCCUCCGGAGGAAGACUCUUUUUCUGAUCUGUGUGACUUUCUCCCUGCUCUGGAGCGCCGAGAUGGCCUUUCAGGAAGCAGCAGCUUGUUUCACAUGGAAUUAUCCGACCCCUUUGCUCUGACUCUGCUUUGUCCGAACUCAAGUACUGAGCUGCCAAGUCAGUCGAGCCCAAGUGACAGGACACCUGUCAGAAGGACACCUAUUAACAAAAGGACUAACGAGGGUCCAUCAUCACCAGCUUUAAGCCAUUUGGCUAAGAAAAGCCGCCGCAGGACUGCAGACAGACCACCUCUUGUGCAGCACAACACUGAGAAGAAACAGAAAGAGACAAAUAAUGUCUCACCCAUUCUCCAGCAGCAUAACAAGACUACAGUGUGUGUAUACUAAACAGUGUUGUAGAACACAUUUUAAGACUACAGCUCAAGUCCAACUUGGGUCUGGAUUUUUCUACACUCAUGACAAGGACUUAGAGCAUUUACUUGACUUAGUUUUUCUGUAGAACCUGGAAGUAUCACAUACGGUAUCACUCUGGUCUUUACGAAGACUCAGGGUCAUCCUCUGUUCUGGACACAAGACUGCUUCCAUAGACUUCAAUUCCUUUUGUGUUUUUUGGUCAGGGCAUGUAUUUAUUUAUCCAAACGUCAAGCUUAAUUCCUUUUGAAGAAUCUUCAAAUAGUAGUAAGGACUAUAAACUAUUCAAGAAACAAAGUUGUUAAGUUGAGUUUACUUCUGACACUAGUGGAACUAUUAUGUUUUCAUGGGAGUCUCUUUGCAACCCUGGUAGCUUCAUCCAUCCUUUAUGCCUUCAAGUCUUUACAGUUAUUUAAAUGAUGACGACUCCAGUUCCAGUUCCUCUGAUGCUCUUUGGGAUUCAAACUCGAAGAGCAAAGACUCAAAAUGUGACUCAAUGUUAACACACUCAAACAACAGCCUCCCACUGUUGAACAGUGGUUUUAUUUAUAUCAGUUCUCCCGUAGUUCGGUAACCAUUUCAUUCUGUGUAAGUAUUCAAAAAAUCAUCAGCUAAAUGUAUUACUUCAACCCUGUUAUUUUGAGCGAUGCUGGUGUAUGUUAUAUAAUGCAUUUUUAAUCCACGUCUAAAUAAGUAAAAUAAAGUAUUUGUUUUAUAACAAAUAUAUUUAUAUUUUAUAUACAUUAUUGUAUUGUAUAGCAAAUAUAUUACCUAAUAUGAAAUUUAAAUGAAGUCCUCUUUAGCCAAUGUAUGUUUACUCUUCACCAACUCCCACAAAGCUACAGUAUGUGCACCGGUAUAUGAUUCAAUUUUUGUCAUUCUUGUGUUAUUUAACUACUGGAGAUUAGUCUUGAAUAUGAAGGUGCUGCUACAGCCAAACACCAGUAUGCUAAUGCUCGUGUAUAUUGAUGGAGAACACCGUUGUUAGUAAGGUUUUUAUUUGAGAGUUAAAAUUUAAUAUGAGAACUCUACCCUCUUAAGUCGUAGGUCAUGUCUGAUAGUUUUUAGGUUUUGCAUCUUACAUGUUGAAUUCCUCUUUCAGUCAUGGCAAUUUAGUUGUGUUUUUUUCCUGUGAACUUUGGCAGGAGUGGCGUUAUUAUUUGGGACCAGCUGCUGUUUACAACCAAUGUUUGCUGUCACUCUGUGCUGCCACAGUGGCAACUUGUUUCACAAUAGGGUAAAAAAAAAAAAACGUAAUCAGAAGGCAGUGCUGUGAAACCACUGUACACUGUCACCUAAUUUAUUUGGUCUGCACUGUCUUUUAAUAGAAUAGUCUGUAAACAAGCUAUUGUCCCUGAUACUGUUACUGAUCUAUGUCCUACAGUCAUUAUUUAUCAGUAAAACAAAUGCAUGUACUUUCUAAAAUAUAUUUUUGCACUGUUGUUAUAUUGUUGGUUGUCUUUUUAGACCUGUAACAUUGGAAGACAUGAAAAACAUUGUAAAGUAGGAAAUGUAAGGGACAAAUCAUAACACUUUACCGUAGCAGGAAUUCCCACAUUGAUGUUGUCCUAUUUUACAUCUUCUGCUGUUCCACUUCAAAUUAAGAAUGAUGAUGAGUAAAGACAAAUAGACAGAAAUUUCUGCCCUGGUCCAUCCUUGUUUCUUUAUGAUAUAUUAUCUGUAAGACUAGUAGAAUUUUUAACUUCAAAAUAUUCUGAAUAGUUGUCAUUGAAACCAUAGGAGGGAUAGCCUUAAUGUCUACAAUGUCCCUUUUACAAAUAGUUUUCUUUUCUUCACUUGAAAGGGAAAUCUUUAUUUUGUAAUUUUUAUAAUAAUAAAUGCUAACGUGAUUCAGGUGGCUCUACUCAAUUUGCAUAUGGACAGGGCAAAUGUGAAAAAUAAUUUAAGCAAGCAAUAAAAAAAUUGCAUUUAAA